AUGUUUAUUAAUGAGAGAAAGACCUGGUAUGAUGCUCAGACCUACUGCAGAGAGAAACACACCGACCUGGUCAGUGUGAGGAACCAAACUGAGAAUGAGGAGAUCAAGAAAGUGAUUCAAAGUGCAACUGAUGUAUAUGUUUGGAUUGGUCUGUUUAAAGACUCCUGGAAGUGGUCAGAUCAGAGUAAUUCCUCAUUCAGAUACUGGAGCUCUGACAAACCCAGUGGAGGUUUGAACUGUACUGCAGUGAAUGUGUCUGAUCAAGACCACUGGACCAGUGUGAACUGCACAGAAAAACUCCCCUUCAUCUGCCAUGAGAAGAGACUGGUCUUGAUUAUUCAGAGUCUGACCUGGUGGGAUGCUCUGAACUACUGCAGGAACCAUCAUUAUGACCUGGUCUCAGUGCGCACUGAGGAGAUGCAGCUCUGGGUGAAGGAAGUGGUUCAAAAGGCCUCCACCGAACACGUGUGGCUCGGCCUGUGUCACGACUGCGUCCAGCGUAUCUGGUUCUGGGUUUUUGGAUCGAUGGUCUGCUACCAGGACUGGGCCCCGGGGAAUGGGACAUGGAAUGAAGACUGCAGCCAUGAGAGGAGAAGCGGAGCAGUGCAGUCUGGAGGAAAGCAGCAGUGGAUCGAACUGUCUGAGGGCUACAAACUCAACUUCAUCUGCUCUACCUAUGACGAUAUGUUUUAAUAACAUGAAGACUGAAGACAAGCUGUGGUCCUCCAUCUGUAUCCAACAUCAGCAGAUCUACAGUACUGUCU
This is a messenger RNA of Ictalurus furcatus (blue catfish), 764 nucleotides long. Its product is annotated as macrophage mannose receptor 1-like. The coding region runs from base 1 to 693 and encodes 230 amino acids. The transcript is spliced from 3 exons. The record is from RefSeq and is a predicted model, not a curated record. Lineage: Eukaryota; Metazoa; Chordata; Actinopteri; Siluriformes; Ictaluridae.